Molecule: messenger RNA, 222 nt
Organism: Tupaia belangeri chinensis (Chinese tree shrew)
Lineage: Eukaryota; Metazoa; Chordata; Mammalia; Scandentia; Tupaiidae
Product: mitochondrial import inner membrane translocase subunit Tim9-like
Exons: 2
Coding region: 1-222 (73 amino acids)
Source: RefSeq, a predicted model, not a curated record
AUGGCUGCACAGAUACCAGAAUCUGAUCAGAUAAAACCAUUUAGAGAAUAUCUUCGAACCUUCAAUAAACUUACAGAAACAUGCUUUUUGGACUGUGUUAAGGACUUUACAACAAAAGAAGUAAAACCUGAAGAGAUAACCUCCAUGAGAUUUCAGGAAUAUCAUAUUCAGCAGAAUGAAGCCCUGGCAACCAAAGCAGGACUCCUUGGCCAACCACGAUAG